AACAACCUCUAUUUUUAUUGCUUAUUGAAAACGAACCAUAAAUGAAGCGAUCUUUUGAAUUCACAAAAACAGCGCGAUUCAUCUUCUUCCCGCAUUCUGCGAUGGUAAACCGCCUAGCGACAACCAAAAAUUCAAAUUUGAAUCUCCACUCUAAUGGCUACGGCUACAGCUAUAUAUACCUCUGACACUUCCGCCUAUCUACGCCAAACUGCCAUCGCCAUUUUCUUACCAUAUCGCAUACAUCGAUCUCAGCCUAGCCUUUAUCAGCCAUGGAUUUCCGAAGUCUCACCAGGAGAGAACUCCAGUCUUUGUGCAAGAAGAAUAAAAUUCCGGCGAAUAGGUCCAAUGUUGCCAUGGCCGACGCUCUCAAAGCUCUAAAACUCGUUGAAGGUAUUGAAGAUUUUCUGAAACCAUUGGAAUCUGAAAGUGGAAUUUCCACGGUUGAGUCACCCCAGAAGUCAGAUAUAACCACACAAGAUGUUCCUCUCUCUUGUGGUAGGACACCAACGUGGCAGAAGGUAAAAAAUGGAUCUGAAAAUUCUGCCGUUCUCUACUCAAGAAGAAGAAUAAUUGCCAGAAAUGUAAAGGGUAGUACUGAUGAAGGAAAGGGUGGUGAUUUUCCCAAGACACCAAGUACUAUGCUGACUAAUCAAAAAGGGGAACUGAAAGAGAUGAACACUUCAGCUAGCCAAAUAUAUUCCAGCGUUCGCAGGUCAGCAAGGUUAGCUGCAAAAGGAGAGAAGGGACAAACCAAAAAUCACGAUCAAAUGUCAGAGACGGUUGUUUUUGAAGGAUCGGAAGUGAACUCCAAACAGUGCUUAGAUGAGCUUUUGGAUACGAAACAAUCGAAAGCAUCUAGGAAGUUGGAGGAAGAAGAAGAUGCAAAUGAUGACAAAGCUGUGAAGCUUCAGGACAUCUCAUUGGAUAUUGGGCCUGAAAGUUCUAAAUUCACAAAUAUAUUAGAUGUUGUAAAAGGUGUAUCUGCAGGCAAAGGAUCACAUUGUGAGGAAUGUUUGAACUUGAAAGGUUCAUCUCAUAAUGUUGAAUUAGGUUUGCAAGAUUCACCACAUGCCCUUUCUGUUGCUUUCAAUGCUAACAAAAUCUGUAAAAAAUGUGAAGCCAACACCACCUCUAAAGCAGUAUGCGACAGUGAAGGUUAUGAGGCCAUCAAUGAGCACUCUGACAGUGAACUUCAUGUUGCUGACCCUCUACAGUCUAAAGACUGCCAACAGCAGAUUGUUGAUUUAGAUGAUAAGUCCAAAACUGAAGAAAUAUGUGAUCCUGAGGAAGAUGGCGUUGUCCUACCGAAGCAGUUGGAUAAUGAUGAGAAUGAGAAAAAAGCUGAGGGAUCCUCUUGCACUGAGGAUAAAAAUGCAGCUGCUGAGGAAGACAACCUUGAAAUUGUAGAGGAAGGGUCACUAUUGGCUAAACUUACUAGCCACAAGGAUGAUGAAGCGGAGGCCAAAGAAACUUCUCGUGAUUCAGAUGAAUGUGUCACAAAAACAAUAUUUGAAGCUUCUUCAGAUGAAGAAACAACAUUGGAAGAGUUUCAAACAACGGAUGAGAAGGAUGAGAGCUCAGGGACGCUGGAGGAGUCUGAACAUGACACUGAGAGUUCAGAUGAGGAGGAUCCUUUGGAUGAAUUUCCAGGUGAUAAGAAUUAUGUGGUACAAAAUGAAGGGCUUCCCUGCUCUGAGGAUGAAGAAGCUAAAUUUGAGAUGAGUUGGGAAGGGGUAAAAGACUCAUUGGGUGAACGUGCAGUUAACAAUGAAAAUAAUAUAAAUAAGGAAGAGCUUCCAUGUCCUGAAGCUGAAGAAGUUAAAUUUGAUAUCAGUUGGGCAGGGGUAAAAGAGGCAUUAGAUGAAUUUGCAGGUGAUAAUUAUAUUCAUGUAAAAAACGAAGUGUUUCCGUGCUCUAACGAUGAAGAAGCUAAAAUUCAGAUCCAUCAAGGGAUUAAAGAGUCCAUAGAUGAAGGUGGUGCAGAAACUGAUGGAAGGUCUGAGAUUUUGCAGCUAGAUGUUAAUGCUCCAGAGACUAACAUGGAUGAUGCUGAUGCUAUUUUGGCUGAAAAACAAGUAAAAACACAAACUUCAAGAAUGGAUGAUGAUGUGGCAGCUUGUUAUGUCUUGACAGAAUCUUCUGCAACCCCUCAAGUUGAUUCUCAGUUGGCAUGACGACGAAGCCAGCCAAUAAAUGAUAAAAAAGUGAACAUUCCGGAAGAAAUCCGGUUUGAAUGAAAAAAUAAAGUGUUUCCAGCAUCCUUUUUGUUUUGAGAGUAAAAGGACAUAAAGUCCUUUUGUUAUGUUCUUUCCAGGUUGGAAUUAAUGUAAUAAGUUUUUUUUGCUAUUAUACCAUUACCGGGUGUCACCGUGCAAUGACAUUUAUAUAUAAUUCUGAAAAAUAAAACUGUGGUGUGUUUUCC
This is a messenger RNA of Cuscuta epithymum, 2422 nucleotides long. NCBI's taxonomy places the organism in Eukaryota, Viridiplantae, Streptophyta, Magnoliopsida, Solanales, Convolvulaceae. The record is from the annotation of a GenBank genome assembly.